Molecule: messenger RNA, 4649 nt
Organism: Misgurnus anguillicaudatus (oriental weatherfish)
Lineage: Eukaryota; Metazoa; Chordata; Actinopteri; Cypriniformes; Cobitidae
Gene: tmem117
Product: transmembrane protein 117
Biological process (GO): intrinsic apoptotic signaling pathway in response to endoplasmic reticulum stress
Source: RefSeq, a predicted model, not a curated record
CUUAAAGGUGCAGGACAUCUGUGUCAUUUCUGAGCAGGUGCGCGCGUAAAAUAUGAAACUUAAAUAUGGACACUUCUUUACAUGUUGAACUAAUUAUAUCUGAUAAAACUGAUAUAUCAUGGAGAAAUAAAUUAAACAAAAAAACCUUAUUUGACUAUCUGAUUUGGAGCGACAAGCACACGCACGCGCACAGAGAGAGAGAAAGCGCGAGAGAAAGAGGUGUGUAGUGAUGAUCCGGGUGUCUCCAUGUUUUGGUCCGGGUUUAAUAGUAGCCGGUCGGGUUCUGAUGGUUCUGGUUCGGGUUGUGUGGAGAAGACACUGAAGAAAUAUUGAAUUUGAUAUCGUGAUGGGAUCUGAGUCACUGCACGACUGCCUACGUGGUCGAUGUCUGGGGUUUCUCAGACGGCUGGAAAUCGACGCUCGCUUCCGUUAUUACUUCCAGCACCCAUGGUCUCGUCUGGUCGUGGCCUACCUGGUCACUUUCUUCAACUUCCUAGUCUUUGCAGAGGACCCGGUGUCACACAGCCAGACAGAGGCGCACAUGAUCGUGGUGGGAAACUGCUUUUCCUUUGUGGUGAACAAAUAUCCUGGAGGAGGAUGGAAUGUCCUCAAAGUCCUCAUGUGGAUUCUUGCCAUCAUUACGGGCCUCGUGGCAGGAAAAUUCCUGUUUCAUCGACGCUUGUUUGGUCGUCUCCUGCGUCUAAAGAUGUUUCGUGAAGAUCACGGCUCGUGGAUGACGAUGUUCUUCAGCACGAUUCUCUCGCUGUUCGUCUUCUCUCACAUCUACAAUAUCUUUCUGCUCAUGAACGGACGGAUGGGUGCCCACAUGGUGACAGAAUACAUGGGGAUCAGGAAUGAGAGUUUUAUGAAGAUUGCUGCUGUGGGAACUUGGAUGGGUGAUUUUGUGACGGCGUGGAUGGUUACAGAUAUGAUGCUACAGGACACACAUUACCCUGACUGGGGCAGGACAGCGAGGCACUACUGGAGGAAAGGCAAUAACAGGAUCGUAUUAUUCUGGACGGUUUUGAUCUCGCUGACAUCUGUGGUGGUUUUAGUCAUCAGUACCGACUGGAUCAGAUGGGAUAAUCUGAACCGAGGGUUCCUGCCCAGCGAUGAGGUCUCCAGAGCGUUUUUGGCUUCAUUUAUUCUGGUCUUUGACCUUCUCAUCAUCAUGCAGGCAGCGAAUCAUAUCGUGUGUCUCAUUGUGUCAUGAAUAUGCUAAUAUCUGCUGAACAACUCCUCACGUCUCUAAUAACCUCAGCAAACAAACACACACACACACACAAAUGUUUAUCUUAGUUUUGUUAAACUCAUCUUUAUAUGAAUCUAAUCUCAGCAGUGAGAUGUUUAAGAUGAUGAUUUUUUUUACAUGUUAGAAGUUCAGAUAGUUGAUGUUGUGUUUAUUUAAUUCAGAUUAAUUUGUCUGCGAGCUGUCAAGUCUCAACUAUCAAGUUCAUUUCAACUUAUGUAAGAAAAGCAUUGUUUAUUUAUUUAUUUGACUUUUCCACGGAGGCGUCUCAUUGUUUUAAUAUUUCCUGAGUGUUUGUUUCUGAUUGCAGCGUCUCAAUGGUUUACCUGUGAACACAUUUGUUUAUUUGAUUGUGAUGCGUCGGCUGGCGUCUCGUGUGCGUAUCUGUGCUUAUUUUUCUUCAUCAGGGUUUUUCUCCUCAUCAAAGACUGAAAUGUGCCACAUCACCUCCGGCUGCGGUCUGAUAUUUUAUUCAGAUCCUAAUUAACUCAAAGGCGCAGAACGGCCAUAAAGCUUUGAGAUUUACAAGCUCGUUCGUUUCAAUCCCUACAUUGGUUUCAUUCCAUGUAAUUUAAGCUUCAUUUUGUACAGCGGCGUUAUGACUGUAAAUGAGUUGCUGUUAUUCUGUAGCUCCUCAUCUAAAUCCAACCCAAAUCAAAGGCUGGCAGUUUUGUAAACACGCGGUUUAAUUGCCGGGAAUCGUCAUUAUUCUGCAUUAAUUUUUGCAUUCAGAUCUGUGCUUCUCCUCCAGCGGAGAGCGGCGAAGUCUCUGAUCAUCAUUGUUAUGAAAGUUUUAUUGAUUUUGGCUCCGGCUGUUCCCAGAACAGUCUCGAGAGGCGGGGAAACAGGGGAUCGGCUGUAUCAAACACGGUUUGGGUUGAUGCUCGGUGACAUUAGCAUCUCUCCGUGCAGUCUGAGCUUCAGAAGAACAGACAUCAACAAUAUCAAAGAUACUUUCAGUUUGUUAUGUGUUGUUGUGCAGUGUUUUUUGUCUAUCUUAAAUGUAAUAAAAUACAUUGAGUAUUGAGUCACCUUUGAAUAAAAGCAUCUGAUAAAUGCAAUCAUUAGUUGUAAGCUGUUUGUUUACAGACUUGCAUCUAAAGAUGUCCAACCACUUGAAUCAGAUUUCUUAGAAAUGGAAAGGAAAUGAAUGCGUUUGUAUAUUUUUUGCUUAAAGUGCCCAAAUUAUGCCCAUUUUUACAACAUGAAAUAGUCUCAGGUGUGCAUAGAAUGUGUCUAUAACGUUUCAGCUCUAAAUACACUGUCAAAAAUAAAGGUACAAAUCUGUCACUGGGGCAGAACCCUUAAAAAGGUCCUAAUAUUUACCAUUUAGGUGCAAAUAUGUGUCUUUGAACUACCGAUAUGCAAUCUUUGGGUUUUUGAAAGGGUGCUGUCCCAGUGAUCACUUUCGUACCUUGAAUUCUGAAAGUGUAACCCACAGAUCAUUUAUUAUAGCAUGUCCAAAAUUACCCUAUUUGGGUGAAAGCACAAACGCACUGCUUUCGUGUGCGUAUCUUUAACUCUUUCCCCGCCAUUGAACAGUUAACUCAUCAAUUAAGAGAAAACAUUUUCUUGCCAUUGACGCUUUCCUGAUGAGUUUUUACAGUAAUCUAUAACUUCACUACUAUCCACUAGAUGGCACUAUUACCCAAUUUAUUAAAAAAAACGAAGCAAAAUCUAAUUAUUAAACAAUUUAAACUUCAUGUUGUGAAUUUGAUCUCUAACAAAAGUCCUUUACAAAAAUGCAAUUAUUUCAGCUUUUUGCUAAAUAUUUUGUAAUUUUGAAGAAACCAACCCAUAUUUAAAAAGGUUAUAAAGGGGUUAUAAAAAGAGAACAAAUGAAGAUAGGAUGAAACUUUUUCCCUGUUUUUGUUUGUUAUUUUAUUGUUUGUUUAAAAGCAGAGGAUCAGUUCUUUCAUUUGAUAUAUUUCUAUGUUUAUAUAUUUAUAGAAGAACAUUUUCCUGGAAGGCAAUUUGUAAAACUUUUGUGAAAAUUACAAAAAUGUUGGCGCGUAACUUUCCAAAAAAAAAAAUGGCUGGUGGGGAAUCAGUUAAAAGCAAGUGAGCUACAACUCCUCACUUCCUUACCAGCCAAUGAGCACUCUCGGUUAAAAAUAGAUCUGAUUUCUGUAAAUUCAAUCUGGGACAAUAGUAUCUUUAGCUGAAUUGGUGCUGAAAUGUGCUAACAAACACAUUCAGAAAAGCAUUUGUGUAAAAUUAACCAGUCAGUCAGUGGUCAUGGGUGGAGCUUUAUCAGUGUGACAUCACAUUAACAAGAGGAUCAAAAUGGUAUGUCUAAUGAGACUGCUUUAGUUUAAAUCCCCCCCCCCCCCAUUGACGAGUUAUCAAUUAAUAAAAACGUGUUCCUGGUGAAUUCUUAUGGUAAUCUGUAAUAUCGUGAUUAUCCACUAGAUGGCACUUACCCAAUUUAUGAAAAAACUGAAGCCAAAACGUUAUUUACUAAUUUUAAACUCUGUGUAUGUUUUGCUAAUCGUUCUGAAUCUGAUCUCUAACAAAAUUCCUUCACAAAAAUGCAAUUAUCUUAACUUUUUGCUAAAAAUGUUGUAUUUUUAAAGAAACCUACACACAUGAGAGGUUAUAUAAAGAGAACAAAUGAAGAUAGGAUGAAAACUUUUUCACCUGUUUUGUUUGUUUGUUUAAAAGCCGAGGGUCUCUUUCAUUUGAUAUAUUUGUAUGUUUAUAUAUUUGUAGAAGAACAUUUUCCUGGAAUGCAUUUUGUGAAAAUCACAAAAAAUACUGGCGGGCAACUUUUAAAAAAAAGACUGGUGGGGAAUGAGUUAAAAGCAAAUGAGCUACAGCUCCUCACUUCCUUACCAGCCAAUGAGCACUCUCGGUUAAAAAUCGAUCUGAUUCCUGUAAACACAGUCUGGGACAAUAGUAUCUUUAGCUGAAUUAGUACUAAAAGGUGCUAACAAACACAUUCAGAAAAGCAUUUGGGUAAAAUUAAACAGUCAGUCAGUAGCCGUGGGCGGAGCUUUAUCAGUGUGACAUCACAUUAACAAGGGAAUCAAAACAGCAUGUCUAAUGAGACUGCUUUAGUUUAAUGAGGAUUAAAAGAAGUAAAGGGUGGAUUUUUUUAUUGUAUGGUUGUUGUGUUCACACGCUGCCAACACACAUUUAUGUUCAAACACCUUGUAAAAGUGGAUUUUGCAUAAUAUGAGCCCUUUGAUACUUUCUGUUUGAGGUCAAAGACGUUUGUGAAAUAUCUGCAGAUCUCUUCAUGUAAAUGUUUACUGAACUCUCUGAUGUGUGAUUUUGCUUUGAUGUUGUUCUGCUGGAGUUGUCAAGCUUUGCCUUUGGUGCUACCUCACAGUAUAUGUUUUCCCUUCGAGUGCACUUACAGUACAUGAGAUUUACAGCGUGAGAGAUUUGUUGAACG